CCCAAAUAUCAUGCUGGAGUUGUUCGACCGUCUCCCGAAAGUACUGCUUCAUACAUAUUCAAACCCCACAUGCCUUGACAAUGAGUACUUCCUAUAACCUCGAACCGCCGCCAACGGCACAGGUGACCCUCCAUACAACCACCGGCGACAUCGACAUCGAGCUCUUCGGCAAGCAGGCGCCUCUCGCGACUAGAAACUUCCUCCAGCACUGCCUGGACGGCUACUACGAUGGGACCAUCUUCCACCGCCUGGUCCCAGGCUUUGUCAUCCAAGGCGGCGAUCCCACAGGAACAGGGACGGGUGGUGAGAGUUCCUUUGAAGAUGGGCUGCCUUUUGCGGAUGAAUUCCAUACCCGGCUGAAGUUCAAUCGGAGAGGUCUGGUAGGGAUGGCAAAUAGCGGUGGGAAAGAUGAGAAUGCGAGCCAAUUCUUCAUCACGUUGGGGGAGACCAUGGAGCUGACGGGGAAGAAUACGCUAUUUGGACGAGUGAUUCAGAAUACCAUUUAUACGGUCACGAAUAUGGCAGAUAUGGAGUUAGUAGAGGGAUCCGAAAGGCCGCUGUACCCAGCCAAGAUCACUGGAACGAAAAUCCUCAUCAAUCCUUUCCCCGACAUGGUGAAACGAGUAAGAGAAGCGCCGCGAGUUAUCGAUCAAGAUGAAGGGAAAAGGAAAGGCAAGCGGAAGAAGGCGAAGAAGGCAUUGCUAAGUUUCGGGGAUGAAGAGGAUUUUGACGAGGUCGCACCUGUGUCAAAGAAGCCGAAAUACAAUGCUAAGCUCAUCAGCGGAUCGGCGGCGGGUAUCAAGGUCCCAGUCCCCGAGCAGCAGAACAUGCGGAAACUGGAGAGGAGUGCAAGUCCUCCUACCAAGGGCCAUCAAAGGACGACACCUUCGCCUCCGCCCCGGCCAAGAGACACGAAACUGCCCGCUCGCUCCAAGAAGAGCCCGUCGCCAUCCAGAUCCCCGUCCCCAUCUCUGUCUCCUUCUCCCGAACCGUCACAUCGCGAACGAGGAAGACGGAAAUCGGAUGUUGAAACAACGCGUGCCCAGAUCGAGGCUCUCAAAGCAAGCAUGAAGCGAUCUAGUCCAAACAGGGAGGAGGCAGUCGAAGCACCGGAGGAAGAUCCAUUCAAAGCGAUGGUCCCUAAGACCGCUAUCCGCGGGCGUAAGCGACGUGCUGGAGCCAACGGAAAGGAUGAGGAGCGCACGCUGGCACUACUGAACAGAUUCAAGGCGACGCUCGACGCUGCCGAUCCGGAAUUGGAAGAAGUCAACGAACCGGCCGAAUUAGGCGACAAACUCAAAGGCAUGACCGAUGUUAGUGAAGAAAUCCACACCAAUGGCAUGCCUACAGGUAGUGCAGAAGACGAAGAAGACGUCUGCGACUUGCACUUUGUAGCUGGAUGUCAAAGUUGCGCCAGUUGGGAGACUCAACUUGCUGCUCAGGAGGCGAAGGAGGCCGAAUCAGAUCUAGGCUGGAUGAGCCAUCGGUUGACGUUUGAGAGAGAUCGGCUGGGUAAAAGUUUGGAGUGGAAGAGGAAGAAUGAAGAAGAGCUAGUCGUGAUCGAUCCGAGGGAGAAGACUGAAGAGCUCAAAAAGGCGAAGAAAGGGGGAGGUAGAGGUGGUGAUUGGAAAGAGAGGAGAGAUAAGACUGGGGAUUACAGGAAGCGGUAGCGUUGACCUCACGUGUAGCAUAGAAGUGGACGAAAGACUCAACGGUUUGAUUCCGGCAACGUGUUGGUGGAUAACACUAUUCAUGCUAGAGUGCAAGACCUCCACUGGGAACCGCUCUCGCUAACAAUGCCAUUUCAGUGUGCUCCUUUCGGAGAUUCCAUACCAUUCGCCAUCGGCCCUGCUGCAACAUCACUGUCACUCGCUUCCGACUGCCAAGUCCUCCAAUUCGAGUCCAAAGACCUUGAACCGAGAGGCGCUUAAAUAUCGC
This is a messenger RNA of Eremomyces bilateralis CBS 781.70, 1938 nucleotides long. RefSeq names its product cyclophilin-like protein. The coding region runs from base 81 to 1670 and encodes 529 amino acids. The transcript has a single exon. NCBI's taxonomy places the organism in Eukaryota, Fungi, Ascomycota, Dothideomycetes, Eremomycetales, Eremomycetaceae. The record is from RefSeq and is a predicted model, not a curated record. Gene Ontology annotation, cellular component: catalytic step 2 spliceosome. Gene Ontology annotation, biological process: protein peptidyl-prolyl isomerization; protein folding. Gene Ontology annotation, molecular function: peptidyl-prolyl cis-trans isomerase activity.